This is a messenger RNA of Dipodomys spectabilis (banner-tailed kangaroo rat), 6534 nucleotides long. RefSeq names its product protein phosphatase 2 regulatory subunit B''alpha (gene Ppp2r3a). The coding region runs from base 711 to 4160 and encodes 1149 amino acids. Gene Ontology annotation, molecular function: protein phosphatase regulator activity; calcium ion binding. Gene Ontology annotation, biological process: protein dephosphorylation. Lineage: Eukaryota; Metazoa; Chordata; Mammalia; Rodentia; Heteromyidae. Gene Ontology annotation, cellular component: protein phosphatase type 2A complex. The transcript is spliced from 15 exons. The record is from RefSeq and is a predicted model, not a curated record.
CCAGCCCGGAGGCCCGCGCGCGUGCGCGUGCGUGUGCGCGCGCGGCGGGGAACCGCGGCGGCCGUCAGAGGAGGAGCUCUGAGACCCCAAAGCCAUCUUUCAUCCUGUUUUUGCAGAAGAGAAGGUGAAAUCCCAGGGAAGUGACUUACAGGUUAUCAGAUUGGUCAGUGCAGAGGCAGAAGCUGGCCAACUUGCUCCUUCCUACCUACCUGAGGGAACACCCCCCGGCCACACUUCCUGUUUCUCCACUGGAAUAUCGAUCAAAGUUGCUCUAAGUUACAGAACAAAAAUGGGUCAUUUAAACCUCUGGAGGACUCAAUUAUCACAGCACUGCCAGACGACUACCAGCUAAGAUUGAUGAUAUAAAUUUAUAAUAACAAAUGUGCGUUUUACCGAAGCACUGAAGAACUACAAGAGGAUAUCUUUCCUAAAAAUGAUCUUCAAGUGUCAUAUUUCUAAACACAACCAAACAGCACAAUUAUUAAAUUAUUAGACUUGCUGAUACAGGCACACAUGUGCAGCAGCUACUGUAUACUGAUAAUUACCAAACCUCAAAUGUAUGUGAUUUCCCUCCAUUUUAAAAGUCCUUAGAUUUGCAAGCAAUCACUGAACAUUGCCAUUAGGCACAUAUUCAGUUGAGUGUCAUUGAAGAGCGUUUUCUUGAAACAUAUAGAAGGUUGAACGUCCCAGGACCAGGUGGAUUGGAUAUUAUGGCAGCAGCUUAUAGACUUGUGGUUAGUACUGUGAACCACUACAGCAGCGUGGUGAUAGACCGGCGUUUUGAGCAAGCUAUACAUUAUUGCACUGGAACCUGCCACACGUUCACACAUGGUGUCGACUGCAUUGUAUUUCACCAUAGCGUUUGUGCGGACCUCUUGCACCUCCCAGUGUCUCCGUUCAAAGAUGUCGAUCUCAACUCUAUGUUUCUACCCCAUGAAAAUGGCCUUUGCUCUACUGAAGGUGACUACCCCCACCAGGCCCUGGCAGGCAUUCCCAGGGUCAAGAGAUCGUCCACGUUCCAGAACACCUGUAAUUUAAAGGACAUUGCUGGGGAAGCCAUCAGUUUUGCCAGUGGCAAAAUAAAAGAAUUUUCCCUGGAAAAACUCAAAAACUCUCAUCAUGCCGUUUACAAAAAGGGAAGGAAAGUGAAGUCUGACUCAUUCAAUAGGAGGUCGGUUGAUUUUGACCUGCUCUGUGGCCAUUAUAACAGUGAUGGGCUCUCCCCGGCCUUUGGCUUACUCCGGAGUUCCUCAUUGGAGGAAAAGUCUUUGUCCCAGCGAAACUCGCUUGAUACAAACCUGACUUCCAUGCUUCUCCAGAACUUCUCUGAAGAAGACCUGGUAACUCAGAUUUUGGAAAAACACAAACUAGAUCACUUCUCUCCUGGGACAGACAUAAAAAUGUGCUUAGACAUCUUGCUGAAAUGCUCUGAGGAUCUGAAAAAAUGCACAGACAUCAUAAAACAGUGCAUAAAGAAAAAGCCAGGCGGUAGCAUGAGUGAAGGGAGUGGGACCGAUGCAAGUUCUACCUCUGAAACUGUCUAUAUGAAUGUGAUGACGAGGUUAGCAUCCUACUUGAAGAAGUUACCAUUUGAAUUCAUGCAGCCUGGGAAUAAUGAGACCAUCGAUAUAACAGAACUGGUCAAUAAUGUGCCUAGCUUACAACUGACUCCCUUCUCUCCCAUAUACGGCACCGAACAGCCCCCUAAAUAUGAAGAUGUUGUCCAGCAGUCAGGUCCGGACUCUGGACAGUUUCAGACUAUUGAAUCGCAAGGUGACACACAUAAUUCUAGGAAAACAGACACUGUAAAAGUCACUCCGAACAACUCUACCAAUUCCUUACAUAGGCUGGAGGUAAAUGAUCCCAGCACUCUCAAAGCUGUCCGACUUCAAUCAGCCACGAAUCCUUUGGAGAACAUUUCUGCUGGUGAGUUAAUGGAAACUCUUUAUAUUGAAGAAGAGUCAGAUGGAAAGAAAGCAUUCUUGGACAAAGGACAAAGGACAGAGAAUGGGCCUGGUCAGGAGCUGUUUAAGGUGAACAAACAGAGAGCCGAAUUUUCAGACCAUGGUCUUCACCUUCAAAAAAGCCCUGCCUCCGUGCAAAAUAAUAUCGGUAAAGUGUUUGAGACGCCAGUUGUUCAUCUACCCGAGGAAGACUGUAAAUCAAAAGUCCCUAGCGUGGAAGUGAGAGACCAGAGAGGUUUUAUGAACCCUAACAGUCAGGAAGAGAUUGAUAAAUUGUUACUGGAUUUGGAAUCAUUCUCACAGAAGAUGGAGACCUCUCUAAAAGAGCCACUUGCCCAGGAUAACAACCUUACUUCUCUAAGUAGUCACGGUCAUGUGACUAGUCCGAUCCCUACAGAUGUGGACCUUAAAUCGAAAGGCUCUUCAGCCACAGAAAAAGUCUCACCUUCCUGCCUAACAAGGAUUAUUGAAACCAAUGGACACAAAAUAGAGGAAGAAGAUCGAGCUCUCUUACUGAGAAUCCUGGAAAGCAUUGAAGAUUUUGCUCAAGAACUCGUUGAAUGCAAAUCAGGUAGAGGGAGCCUGUCUCAAGAAAAGGAAAUGAUGCAAAUUCUACAGGAAACCUUGACAACUUCCUCCCAGGCCAGUCUGUCAGUCUGCAGAAGUCCUGUGGGUGAUAAAGCCAAUGAUACUUCUUCCAUGGUUUUGAUUCAGCAGACCCCAGAGGUGAUCAAGAUUCAAAAUAAACCAGAAAAGAAACCUGGGACACCACUUCCACCUCCAGCCGCCCUCCCAAGUAGUCCCCAACCUGACUCCCUGGUCCCUCAUGCGAAUAAUGCUGUGAACGCACCGUUGUCCAUAAACAUUCCACGCUUCUACUUUCCGGAAGGACUCCCAGAUACCUGCAGUAACCAUGAACAGACGCUGAGCAGAAUCGAAAAUGCUUUCAUGGAUAUUGAAGAUCAGAAAGCAGACAUUUAUGAAAUGGGGAAAAUUGCAAAGGUCUGUGGCUGUCCUCUCUACUGGAAAGCCCCCAUGUUCAGGGCUGCGGGGGGAGAGAAGACAGGAUUUGUGUCCUCACAGUCAUUCAUUGCUGUGUGGAAAACGUUGCUGACUAACCAUCAUGAUGACGCCUCUAAGUUCAUCUCUCUUCUGGCAAAGCCCAGCAGUAACUCUCUAGAACAAGAGGACUUCGUCCCUUUACUUCAGGAUGUGGUGGAUACACACCCUGGCCUUACGUUCCUAAAAGAUGCUCCAGAAUUCCACUCCCGAUACAUCACCACGGUUAUUCAAAGAAUAUUCUAUACCGUCAACAGAUCUUGGAGUGGAAGAAUCACUUCAACAGAGCUAAGAAAAAGCAACUUUUUGCAGACUCUAGCCCUUUUGGAGGAAGAGGAAGACAUAAACCAAAUCACAGACUACUUCUCCUAUGAGCAUUUCUAUGUUAUUUAUUGUAAGUUCUGGGAACUAGACAGCGAUCACGACCUGUAUAUCAGCCAGACUGACCUAUCUCGAUACAAUGACCAGGCUUCAUCAAACAGAAUUAUUGAAAGGAUAUUCUCUGGGGCAGUAACAAGAGGAAAAACAGUACAGAAAGAGGGAAGAAUGAGCUACGCAGAUUUUGUCUGGUUUUUGAUCUCUGAGGAAGACAAACGGAACCCCACCAGCAUCGAGUACUGGUUCCGGUGCAUGGACCUGGACGGGGACGGCGUCCUCUCCAUGUAUGAGCUGGAGUACUUCUACGAGGAGCAGUGCGAGCGCAUGGAAGCCAUGGGCAUUGAACCCUUGCCGUUCCAUGACCUGCUGUGCCAGAUGCUUGACCUGGUGAAGCCAGCCAGAGAUGGCAGAAUUACUCUGCGGGAUCUGAAGAGGUGCAGGAUGGCUCACAUCUUCUAUGAUACUUUCUUUAACCUGGAGAAGUACCUGGACCAUGAGCAGAGAGAUCCCUUCGCAGUGCAGAAGGAUGUUGACAACGAUGGGCCAGAGCCCUCCGACUGGGACAGGUUUGCUGCGGAGGAAUACGAGGCUCUGGUGGCUGAAGAGGCCGCCCAGGCACAACUCCAGGAAGGCUCCUUUGAGGAAUAUGAAACAGAUGAACCUGCCUCCCCCUCUGAAUUUGGAAACAAAGGCAAUAAAACAGGAACCUCAAAUCUUUCAGAGAAAUGUGGCAAGCUUCAGUCAGUGGAUGAAGAGUAGCUGCCACUGUCACACGAAAGGAAGACGUAAAUGCAUUUCAAAUACCUGUCCUUGUCAAGAGAUGCUCCAUAGUUUGCAUACUGCUUUUUUAAAAAGGCUUUGAUCCCUCCAAAUGUGUUAUCUGCACUGCAGACUUCCAGGCUGAUAACCUUUCACCUCAGGAGACUCCUUGAGCUUGCUCAGACUUCUUGCAGAGGCUUUCCUCAGAGGUGAACCAACCUAACGGUGAUCAUUACCUUCCAACGUCUGCACCCCUGAAUGCACCACCGCUCUCUUGGGGACAGUGCUGAGCCCAGCAGAAACUGCCUUAAUGUUGGCCAGCUUCCCUAAGACCUCUCAGGGCUCCUAUGGAGCCUAAAAGAAACCUUCAUUUGCAGAAAACUUGAGUCAAAAAAAAAAAAAAAAAAAAAAAAAGAUUCUGGAACUUGAAAAGUAUUAAAUGGGCCUCUAGAAUUGACGUAGCCCUAGUAAUAAAAGCACUGCCAAAACAUCUCAGAGACUUCUGUUAAUUAUGUGUACUGGAGUUCAAAGAUCUUGAACUUAACCUGGUUUAAUGUAAUUUCACGAUGACCUACCGAUCUACUAGUCACUUUACAUCCUCAGGUAUUGUAAACCACUGGGCCUUCCAAUCUGGCUGACAAGCAGUGGCAGCCUCCCCAUCGUGACUGGAUAAAAAUCUCAACAACAACAAAAAAUCCUUGAAAAUGAAGACUAGUAUAGAAUUUGGCUCAUACUUGAAAACAGCAAGCCUUCUAACUUACACAUUUGCAUAGAAUUACUGAAUGAUUUCUUAAUCUAUAAGUUCAUUAUCUUUUAUUUUCUAGCUGGCCCACCUAAAGCCUUAAAAGGAAUGGUGAGAUACUCUAUGAAAAGAAAAAAUUCUUCUAGAUAUACUGCUUUCUUCAUGUCACCAAGAUUAAACUGGAAGUAAACUCAAAUCUACUAUUCCAGACACCACAGAAAUGGAAGAAAAGUGAUAGCAUGAGGUUGGGGGGGAGGGGUGAAGCUCUUAUUGUGAUGGCAAUUAUGUUCACUUCAAAAUUUAUGCUUCCCAACAGGUCACAGUGCCACCAAAUCCCAUAAUAGCCAGGGUGGGAAGAGGGAUGCAAAGAAAAAGACUAAAAAAGGAUGGACAUUUCUAAUACAAGAAGCCCUCACUGAAUGACUUCAAUAGUCAUCUCUGUCAAGAGCCAUCAACUUUUCUCCUAGUUACUUGUGGCCAGGCUUGAAAGUAUCCUGACAGCCUCUCUCUGCCCUCCACCUUGGUUCCUUUGACCAAUAAUCAGACCUUGGGCUAUGACAGACAGGAAAUGAAGAACAGGAUAAUUUAAGAAAUAUAUAUCAACUAAAACAUAUGAGCAACCCCAGGAAUUCUGCCUAUCAAUAUCCAAGCCAGAUUCCUGGUGGGAUUUUUAUCUUCAUUAGAACUAAUCUUCCAUUUAACAGUUCAAAAGAUGGAUUUUUAAGUAUUUUUCUGGACUUGGGCACAAGCCUGUACUCUCAGCACUCAGCAGGCGUGAGGGCACUCUGAUCCUGUCUCCAAAUGGAUCGUGACACAUGAAAUUUCCACCAGUUCCAUCCCAGCUUCUACCAGGGAAGAAAAGCAACACUCUUUAGUGCCAGAUGAAAACACACAAGGUUAAAACUUUUUGAGAAAUCAAAUAUGGUAUGAAUAUUUCGCUAUCCAUAGUGAUUCAAAUUAUUUGAUUCACCAAAAAGUAAAAAAACAAAACUCAAGUUUUAUACUAUUUAAAUGAAUGUAGGGCUGGGCUGCUUAGGCCUCACCUAGCCACUCUGCAGCCACAUGUAACCUUUGUUUUCCUUGCUUGCCAUGCCAGCAGUGAAAGCCAGGGCAUUGCACAGCCAGGCAACUGCUGCAGCCCCAGCCCUCGUCUUACCUUGUUUCUCCUAACUGAAAUUCUCUUGUCCACAGUUUGGUCAAUAAUUGAAUUCUAAAAAUCUGAUCCCAUUUAGAAGAGACAUUUUCAUUUUGGUUAGCUCAAGAAUUACAAGCAUGUAUUUCAGUAUACUCCUUUCUUAAGCUGAAUGCAAUGAGUAUAAAUUCUGAGGACGAAGGUUAUACUCCUUUCUACCAAACUGUAAAUUGCAAGCAUUACAAUACCCCAGGAGCCUUGAUACAAGAGAAACUGAGUUAUCAUGACCUUGCAUAACAUUAGUUGCCCAGGUAAUCAAAUAAAACUGUUUCCCCUCCAUUUUAUGUUACUAUGUACUGUUUCGAGGUAUUUUUUUUUUAAUAGAUCUGUCCAACAAAAUGUCAUUUUCUCAGCUUUUGAAAAUGUGUGUUUGGGUGGAGAAGGCUGCAUGACUUGUUCUUUUUGCAAAACAAUAAAGGUUGACAAAUAGAUGAAUCUUA